Messenger RNA from Drosophila pseudoobscura, 1619 nucleotides. RefSeq lists its product as uncharacterized. The coding region runs from base 151 to 1326 and encodes 391 amino acids. Lineage: Eukaryota; Metazoa; Arthropoda; Insecta; Diptera; Drosophilidae. The record is from RefSeq and is a predicted model, not a curated record. The transcript has 4 exons.
AACACAACGCCCAUCGGAAAAUUGUAUGGUUAUGUUGAAAGUAAUUUGCAAUCUGCCUAUUCGCUUUCAAAUUUAAAAUAAAUACCUGCUACAUAAAUAUUCCUGGAGUAGUCCUGAAACAGUAUUUGAGUUGUAGAUUCAAAAAACAAAAUGUUUGCUGGUUUUCGGCCUUCUGAGACGGAUGUGACGACCGAUGGCGACCACGCCGCUGCGGUUGAGAAUGGGCAUUUCUUGCUAGACGCCUAUCUGAUAAGCCGCGUCAUCAUGGAUAUCUUGAAAGAAGAUUCCGUUUUCAAGAAUUAUCUAAGCGAGCUGCCGGAUCCAGCUUCCUUCAUGCACGGACUAUGCAUGGAUUUGCCAUUGCACAUUGAGAUCUUAUUGCCCAUUCGACUGCCCAUUGGGCUGGCCGCCAUCUUCGAUGAGGAGCAGCGUACUGUGCAGCUGAAGAAGCUCAACCGCGACCUGGAAUCUCCCUUCUUCUUGGCUAACAUGCUGAAUUCCAAGUGCAUAAACAUUCUGCUGGAGCAGGAGCUGCAGCGGGCCAUCGCCUCCUUGGGCUAUAUAUAUUCGGUCGUGAACAGUUCUGUGGUGUACAACUUGAGCUACAGGGCGCACAACCGCUGCAGUGCGCCGGUCAUGCACGAGGUACUGGCCGUGCAGCGUGGCACUAACGGGCGCCGACGCCUGCGCUUUGACUUUAUCCUGGCGGUACUGUUCGAGUGGCCGGUGCUGCCCCUGCCACGCUACUAUAAUUGCCCCACAAACUGCACGUGGGUCGCCUAUGGCACGGUCGCUGUCGAUCACAACAGCAACCCGGCCGAUUGGAACGUGGUAGUGCCCAAGUGGACCUCAAGGCCGGUCACACCCGCUAGGCAGUGCCGCAGAGUACUGCUCCUUACGCACCGCAUGCUAUGCGCCCAGCCGGCGCACAGCUGUGCCAUUUUGGGCUCCCGGAAUGGGAACUUGGCCCCAAUUAUCCGGGAAAUCGACCUCUUGGGGUACAACCGCACGAGCACUGUACAGUUAAUUCUGAUGAUUAUGAACACAUUGGUGGAAAAAAACAUAUUCCGUCCGGAUUACCCAACCAAUGUGAGCGCUGCAAUGCUCCAAGCGAGCCAGCAGCGUAUGCGUCUCGAGGGGCUCAUCCGAAUACUGGAAAAUCUCCGAGAUGCGACUCCCGGUGAAAUUACCUAUGGAUACUACAGAUACAUCUAUAUCCUGCCGGCGCCCGUGCGUCACGGCAGACUAUCCGUGCAACCGAUACAACCCAAUACCAUGGCACCAAACCUAUUCUCCCACACAAAAUACCGGCGAAAUAGCAUUUAGAGUUAUGUAGUGCUUCAGCCUUUGAAAACUCAAUUGACCAACAGAAAAUGGAGAAGGGUUUUGAGAGGGCUGCCUCCCUUUGAGGGCUUCCCUUGUUAUUUUUUAGCUCCUUGUGUGAAAUUUGAGUUGAAACGUUUAACUUGGCCAACAUAAGUUGCCGUCAUAGUCUUAGUCUCGAAUCUCAGUAAUUGUGCAACUUAAACGCCCACAAAAAAAGGGACAACAACAGGCACAGAAAAUGGACAAAACCUGAGACAAAAGUUAAUAAAAACCAACUAAAAACUAAAGCUCUA